CGGAAGUGGAGGACCUGACCUGUAGCUACCUUGACGGUUCUCCUCAUUUUCCCUCAAUAUUCAAGCCGAACAACUCCGCUGGAUCUCGGGCUGGACUUUCCCACGAGUGCUGCAGGAGUAGGGCGGUCGGUGGCUGGUCGGUGGCGAGUCGGUGUCUCGGCGAGGAGCCGCAGCAACAGCCCCGGAAAGACGAUUAGCCAUGACGGCCAGUGACGGAGGGGCUCCGCGGGACCGCGCGUAACAAGAUGAGGAUUCCUCCGGUGUGGGCGCUGGGCGCUUGCCAGACUGGGUGAAGUGACAGCUGAGAGGGAAACCUGCUGAGAGAGAAACACGGCCGGGGACUGCUGAGGAGGACCUCGGUGCAGGUUCACACGGCUGUCGUCAGGGUGGAGCUUCCUGACCCAUGGAGAAUUACUUCCAGGCCGAGGCCUUCAACCUGGACAAGGUCCUGGACGAGUUUGAGCAGAACGAAGAUGAACCUGACACACCUAUUCUCUCCGAUGCCAAGUGGACCCAGAUCCUGGCCCCGCCGGCCCACCUGCUCUCUCUGAACCCCGCUCUGGCCCACGCAGACCUCAGCCCCCGGGAGAGUCCGCUGCCCUUCAAGAGUCUCCCCGACUCCUCCUCCAGCACCUCCCCGGGGGCAGACCCUAAGAGACACCCUGGUCCUGAACUUCCAUCCUGGGGAGAGGAGAGGCCGGCAGACGUCCACAGCCCGCCGCUCCCCGAGCCCAACAUCGGCAAACUGGUGGGAACCGACGACCUCUCGCCGCCCCCUGUGACGGCAAGUGGUGCAGUGGAGAAUGGGUGCGCUGCGAGCCCACCACAUGAUGGGCUUAGCGAGGAGCUAAGUUCUCCUCCGGACUACGAGCCUGGUGCUUGUGACCAGGCGGUUACACCUCAUCAGGAGGAGAGAGCUGCCUCAGCUGGAGGGGGAAGCUCCAGCGUCAGUCACACUCACUUUACCUUCGAGCUCGGACAAGGACAGGAAGAAGCUACGUCUGAGAUAAUUCAUCCAGAUGUGGAAGCAACCACACAAAUAAGGGAAGGUGUCACAAAGGAGGCCAGUGCAGCUGUGUUACAGGACGAUAGUCAAGAGAGACAAACUGCUAACUCAAACCAGGAACAGAGAGAACGUCUCCUGAAUGGGGAGAGAGAUGUUCAGUCUGGCUUCGAGGCAGAGCUGAAUGGUGCAUGUUCUCCUCACUGGGCUGAAGAUGAGAGGUGUGCUCCUGAGGGACAGAUCGACCAGCUCCUCAGAAUAACAAGCCUUCCCAAUGGUUCUGAGCAGGAGAGGAGUAAUCACUCUAAGCUGACAGACGAGGAGGAGGAGGAGGAGGAGGUGGAGGAGGGUUUUUCUCCCUCUCCUGUCCCCUCUAAAGAGGACUCUGUGACUGAGGAGAAAGAAAUGGAGGAGAGCAAGCAGGAGAGCGGCGAUGGAGGAGCGCUGGGAUCUGGUAGCGUCCAACCAAAACUCAACAAUCGGCUGCAGCCGGUCAGUGUUCCCUACGGAGGGGCACGGCCUAAGCAGCCGGUCACCCUCAAACUCCAGAUUCCUCAGCCGCUGUCCAGCCAGGUCCAAAACCAGCUCCUCAGCAAGAACAAGAACCAGGAGAACCAGUGUCGUAGGAGCACGCCAUCUGAAACAACCCUCAGUGUGACGGAUCAGCCCGCCGCCGGGGUGAACGGAGAGGCUGUCGUCCACUCUCCUUCCCUGAGGCCUUCAGAGAGCCCAGACAAUGACCUCCAGGCAGGGCAGCAGGGCGCCCUGUGCAAGAAACCUGCCAGCUCCCUGGGUGAGGUCGCCCCUGUGUGGGUGCCCGACUCCCAGGCUCCCGUCUGCAUGAAAUGUGACAUCAAGUUCACCUUCACCAAGAGGAGGCACCACUGCAGAGCCUGUGGCAAGGUGUUCUGUGCCACGUGCUGCAGUCUGAAGUGCAGGCUCGUGUACAUGGACAGGAAGGAGGCUCGCGUCUGUAUCACCUGUCACUCUGCUCUGACGACUGCUCAAUCAUGGGAGACCCCGACCACUGGAAACAACCAGAGUCCGAACCCCAACAACCCGGCGGAGUACUGCUCCACCAUCCCCCCUCUGCAGCAGGCUCAGGCCUCGGGGGUCCUCAGCUCCCCUCCUCCCACCGUCAUGGUGCCUGUGGGAGUCCUGAAACAGUCUGGCAACGAGGGGACCCUCACACGGGAGCAGAGGAGGGUGUGGUUCGCCGACGGGCUCCUGCCCAAUGGAGACGCAGCCGAGUCCCCCAACCCUGCGACCUCCAGCCCGGCCCCCUCCCACUCGCUAGCCAUCUCCUCUGGCUCAAGCAAAUCCUCCACUUCUGAUUCCUCAGAGGCGGCCCACACCCCCGUCGCCCUGGUGGGCAGUCCCGUGGGCAGCUCCGUCAGUCUGAUUCCGGAGGACGGGCUCCCUCCCAUCCUCAUCUCCACCGGAGUCAAAGGAGGUACGGGAGGCCACAUCACAGACUAUGCAGUGGAGGAGAGGCCGGCGGAGAUCGUCCUCAUGCAGCAGCUGGAGGAGGGAGGCCCAGACCCCCUGGUCUUCGUGCUCAAUGCCAACCUGCUCGCCAUGGUCAAGCUGGUAAACUACGUGAACAGGAAGUGUUGGUAUGUGACGACUAAAGGCAUGCACGCCGUGGGCCAGGCGGAGGUGGUCGUUCUGCUCCAGUGUCUCCCUGAUGAGAAGACCAUCCCUAAAGACGUCUUCACCCACUUCGUGCACCUCUACCAGGAGGCCCUCAGUGGCAACGUGCUGAGCCACCUGAGUCACUCCUUCUUCACGCAGAGCUUCCUGGGCAGUAAGGAGCAUGGCGGCUUCCUCUACAUCAGCCCGUCCUUCCAGUCACUGCAGGACCUCCUGCUACCGAACCCGCCUUACCUCUUCGGCAUCCUGAUCCAGAAGUGGGAGACGCCCUGGGCCAAGGUCUUCCCCAUCCGCCUCAUGCUGCGGCUGGGUGCAGAGUACCGCUUUUAUCCGUGUCCGCUGUUCAGUGUCCGCUACAGGAAACCCCUCUUCGGAGAAACCGGUCACACGAUCAUGAACCUGCUCGCAGACUUCCGUAACUACCAGUACACGCUGCCGGUGGUGAAGGGGCUGGUCGUGGACAUGGAGGUGAGGAAGACGAGCAUCAAGAUCCCCAGCAACCGCUACAACGAGCUGAUGAAGGCCAUGAACAAGUCCAACGAGCACGUGCUGGCCAUGGGGGCGUGUUUCAACGACCGAGCCGACUCCCACCUGGUCUGCGUCCAGAACGACGACGGCAACUACCAGACGCAGGCGAUCAGCAUCCACCACCAGCCACGCAAAGUGACCGGCGCCUGCUUCUUUGUGUUCAGUGGGGCGUUGAAAGCCUCGUCGGGCUUCUUGGCAAAGACCAGCAUUGUGGAAGAUGGUGUGAUGAUCCAGAUCACAGCCGAGACCAUGGACACUCUCCGGCAAGCCCUGAGGGACAUGAAGGACUUCACCAUCACGUGCGGUAAAGCCGACCAGGAGGAAAACCAGGAGCUCGUGCACGUCCAGUGGACGGAGGACGACCACAACUUCAACAAGGGUGUGAUCAGUCCGAUUGAUGGAAAGUCGAUGGAGUCCAUCACCAGCGUCAAGAUCUUCCACGGCUCCGAGUUCAAGGCCAAUGGCAAAGUCAUCCGCUGGACCGAGGUCUUCUUCCUCCAGAGUGAAGACCAACCCAACGGUCUGAGCGACCCCGCCGACCACAGCCGCCUGACGGAGAACGUGGCGAGGGCGUUCUGCGUGGCGCUGUGUCCGCACCUGAAGCUGCUGAAGGAGGACGGCAUGGCCAAACUGGGCCUGAGGGUCACACUGGACUCGGAUCAGGUGGGCUACCUGGCAGGAAGUAACGGGCAGCCCCUCCUGCCUCAGUACCUGAGCGACCUGGACAGCGCCCUGAUCCCCGUCAUCCACGGCGGGGCGUGCCAGCUGAGCGAGGGCCCCGUGGUCAUGGAGCUGGUCUUCUACAUCCUGGAGAUCAUCUCCUAGAAGACACAGACGUCUCCUCCACCUCUUUUUCCUUUUCUUUUUUUUUAACCUUCCGACGCGUCUCACAGCCUCCGUCCCUCCGUCACCUCCCUUCAACUGUUUGCACUUAAAACGAGCCUGAAAACUGUGCCGUGCCAGGUGGGGUAGCAUUCCUCAAGUCAAACCUAUGCAUCCCGCCGCCGCCCCCCCCCCGCUGUGCUCCGGAGGUCACCUGGGGCCCGAGGCAGCUCCGUCACACCGGGUCCGUCCGGAUGCCCACACUGUGCAGGACGAGUGAAGUGCCUGAUGAUGUGACCAGUACUUACUUCCACAUGUUAAGACAAAUCAGUCUGAUGGACCAGGCAGGUUUGAUGACCACAGAGACGGUGAAGAGGAGAGUAGAACUAUUAAUAAAGACGCUACAUCCGGAGAGAGAGGCGGAGAAAUCACUUGAUUCUGUUUCUGUUGGAUGAAGUUGGAUAUUUAUAUCCAUCAAGAAGUUCAGGCCGUUUGACGUGAGGUGAUGAGAAUCUGGGGAUGUGCAGCAAUAACAUGUAAAGUUUGGAGAAUCGUGUGUCGACUGUUGUCGGUCUUAACAGCACAAAGUACGAACAACAGCUGGACUGAUGUGGUUGAAUCAGUUUCCUGCAAAGUGAGACGAGAGGAAGUAAAGUUAAUAAAGUGUAAAAGUCCAGCUGGUCCUCAGAGGGACAGAAGAACCGAGAGGGAACCCUGGACCUUCAGCUGCAUUCACACAAACUCUGUUAACUCUGCAUCUUCCCUCCGGGUUGUGUUCACGUUUGUUUGUUUGUGCGUUAAAGCGUCACAGUCGUGAAACAACCGGAAAACAAGUUGGUUCUCUGAUUGGCUGGUUUGUUCUCGCUGACGUCGCUCUAUCUCUUUGACUCGAAGACUCUGGUUGGAAAGUUAAUUAAAUUCUUUUGCUCUUUUUUUUUUGAACUUGCAGAGUAGUAUUAGUACAGCAGAGUAUUUAUGACGAGCUAGAGCUGAUUUGCCCUCACUUAUGAUGAAUCGGUAUUAGGAGAGUGGGGUGUGGGGUUACUCUGUGUGUGUGUGUGUGUGUGUGUGUGUGUUUUCCGGACAUGAGACUUGUGUGUCUGUGUGUGUGUGUGGACGGACCCCCUGUCUGACUCCAGCAUGGCGUCACUGUGGCAGCCUGAAGGCUCCUGAACAGGCGUCUGUAGCACGGAUGCUCUUACGAGAGGAGUUGGGACUUACUUCUCUCUGGUCGCGUCACCAAGGAACCUACAAGUCCCCGGCUGAGCAGGGAGAAGUCGUGUCUGAGUGGUGGAGCACAUUACUUCUUCUUUUAUAUUUGAUUUGUUUUAGCCCCGUGGUUCUCAGUGCCUGCAGCAGCGAUUCAUCAACGAGGGGGAGAAAGGAAAAAACAUCCCGGCUUCACCUCUUAAGCUUUACUCAUCAAUCACCAGAUGCUUUACUUCAUGGACAAACGUGUCGACUGCUUGUACAUAUUUUUUUGUAGGCAGAACAAUCUCCCGUCCCUCACGACACCCGCAGCCUCCAGACAUCCCACCGAAGGACAAGUAUUACUGAAGUGACCGUGACUCACUCGUCUGCUGGGAAACCAGAUUUCAGCCCCGUUGUCCGAAAGCAGGGGGCUCAUGAAAAGGUUCCAACGCUUUAUCCAGAAACUCAACGUGUACAUAAAUGUGGGGAAAAGACUUUUUAAUCUCAUCACAAAUCCUCAGCGCUCGGUGUUCGUCCGGAUACAAAACCCCCUCAAGUUGUUUUAAUCAUACGAAGAGAAUAACUGUCGAAGAUGUAAAGAUGUAUAAAUAUAUAAAAAGUGUAUUAAACUUGCAGAAGCAGUGCACUGGAUUCUAAGCCAUCUACAGGAGAGUGGAGGCAGGCGUCAGGGUCACUGCCACUGUGUUCUGGAACAGCUUCUCCAGCAGAAGAGGAAGUGUUGGUGUUUGAAGAUCUGGGGGGUUCCUGCAAGAUCGACUUCAAGCUGAAUGUAUCUCAUCUCAUAUUUACUGCAGAAAAAACUCCUCAUCCUUCCAAAAAAAUCCAUGAAAUCAGCAGCAUCCUGCUCCCCGGACUCUUCACGGUUUAAAAAGUUCGCAGACCUGCGUUAGGAACCGAUCGGUGACGGCUCAUCUUCGAGGCCUCGGCCGUUUGGAGGUCGAGCUGCGGCUCCUCCCUCCGCCACAUGGACCUGGAACAACAAUCUAAAGAAUGUAUUCCUCCUGUUUCUGUUCAAAUCGGCAAAUUGUGUGUUUUUGUUUUUUUCUUUCCUAUUUCAUUUCUCGCUAGACUAAUCACCAAAAACCUCCUGAACAGUCGUCCACCUGCAUCACGUCAUUGCAGCAGCCUCCAUUCAGUCGGGCUAAUGUCAAAACCAGAAGAGGCUACGCAAAAAAAACCACACGUACUGUUGUUUCAGUACGAGAGGUUUUUACUAUCGGAGAAAAUCUAUCUCGUGGUCACAAGAGAGAAUCAGACAAUCACAAGAAAACCUGCAGAGGAGCCGACACGUAGAGCGGAAGUUAGACCUGCGUUUGUUUAUUACUCCAGCCGAAGUAUUUCACACGCCCACUGUAGCAAAGUUAACGUUAGUGGAAGCGGAUUAAAAACUGCUCAGAGGUCAAAGGUCACCAGUUCUUGGUUAAUUCACUGUGAUUAUACCAGAGCUGUGAAUCUGCAUCUUCAUCACAGGACGUUUUUAUCGAUUAGCGCAAAUGAGGAGACGUACGGUUUUGUUUUUUCAGGCUUCUCCCUGAUUUUGGAUUGUUAAUCUUUAGUUUCUUUGCGUUAUCCGACGUGUGCAAUAUGUCCUUGAUCCAAAAAAAGGUGCAAUUUGUUUUAAAAAGUAGCAUUUCUUAUUUUACUGUCGUAUUCAGUUGUUACGAUCCAAAACUAAACACUGCAUGCAAACAGAAACACAGUGGAGAGUCAAUCAAGUGUUUGUGGACGAAACGUGAAGAAAACAAUCCACUUCGUCACUGACUGGGUUUUUUGUUUCUUUUUUUUUUUUUAAUUAACAUUGGUCGAAAUGUUUGAAGCCAAAAACCAUGUACAUGUUUUUUCUUUACACUACAAAUGUCAAAAAAAGUGGUCUUCAUUAAAAAAACUGUAGUAUAUGUACAAUAAAAAACUUAUAGAAAACA
Platichthys flesus (European flounder) is the source of this 7140-nucleotide messenger RNA. RefSeq names its product zinc finger, FYVE domain containing 9a (gene zfyve9a). Gene Ontology annotation, molecular function: metal ion binding. The record is from RefSeq and is a predicted model, not a curated record. Bases 404 to 4009 code for a protein of 1201 amino acids. Gene Ontology annotation, biological process: endosomal transport. Lineage: Eukaryota; Metazoa; Chordata; Actinopteri; Pleuronectiformes; Pleuronectidae. The transcript has 19 exons. Gene Ontology annotation, cellular component: early endosome membrane.